Molecule: messenger RNA, 1027 nt
Organism: Neltuma alba
Lineage: Eukaryota; Viridiplantae; Streptophyta; Magnoliopsida; Fabales; Fabaceae
Product: BRASSINOSTEROID INSENSITIVE 1-associated receptor kinase 1-like
Exons: 8
Coding region: 127-846 (239 amino acids)
Source: RefSeq, a predicted model, not a curated record
GUUCUAGAAUCCCCUAAUCUUUUUCUCAUUGAAUAUUACUUUCUUUCAGAGAUAUGCUUUGACUGAUGACUAAUUCAAUUGCGACUUGAAUCUGUUCAUUUAUAUGAAUCUAGUCUAUAUAAUAGUAUGGCUAAAGCUCUUGGAAAUGUAGAGGAAGAAGAUAGGAGAGACAUGAGGAUGAUGGGUUCACUUCUUCUUCUGGCGAUUUUAGCGUUUGAUUUGGUUCUAAACGUUUCUGCUAAUGCCGAAGGGGAUGCGCUGUAUGCAUGGAAGACCAAGUUGGUUGAUCCUAACAAUGUUCUCCAAAGUUGGAAUGCUAGCCUCGUAAAUCCUUGCACUUGGUUUCAUGUUACAUGCAACAGUGACAAUAGCGUGGUCCGUAUUGAUCUUGGAGAUGCAAACCUUUCGGGUCCACUGGUUCCCCAGCUUGGUCAGCUCUCAAAUCUGCAAUAUUUGGAAGUCUAUAGCAAUAAUAUAUCAGGAACAAUUCCGAAGGAGAUUGGAAAUUUGACAAAGUUGGUGAGCUUGGAUCUUUUCUUCAACAGAUUAAGUGGUCCCAUCCCAGACACAUUGGGCAACCUUCAAAGGCUACGUUUUCUGCGUCUCAACAAUAACAGCUUAUCAGGAAACAUUCCUAUGUCCUUGACUGCCAUUGCCUCUCUGCAAGUCCUUGAUCUCUCAAGCAACAAUCUAACAGGAGAUAUCCCAAUCAAUGGCUCCUUUGCAUUUUUCACUCCCAUGAGUUUUCGGAAUAAUCCUGGAUUAAAACCUCAAAAGUUCCCUCCACCUCCACCAAGGUUUCAAAUUGCGCCAACUCCUUCAGCUGGAGGCCCCUCUUCUGCAUAAUCAGCUCCAACAUCAUGAACUCUUGCCCAGUUUCUGCCUAUUUUCUCUUGCUUCUGGGCUCAUAAUCCUUCCAAUUUGACAAUAGAGAGACUGUUACCAGAUGAUGAGUUCCUAUUUUGAUAAUUUCUGUGUGUGUGUGUGUGUGUGUGUGUUGAUGGGCCAUUAUUUUGGCAUACUGUUA